Messenger RNA from Protopolystoma xenopodis, 378 nucleotides. NCBI's taxonomy places the organism in Eukaryota, Metazoa, Platyhelminthes, Monogenea, Polystomatidea, Polystomatidae. The record is from the annotation of a GenBank genome assembly.
AUGCACUCUUCCAUUAAUCUUGCUCUAUCUGAUUAUGUUUUCAUUCGGUCUCAUACAUCUAGCUCGAGUGACCUGUCCAAACACAACCGGACACACACGGGCGAGAAACCAUUUACUUGUCUGCUUUGCGGUAAAGCAUUCGGUGACUCGAGCAGCUUGUCAGCUCACAAGCGCACGCACACUGGUGAAAGGCCUUAUCGGUGUGCUGAUUGUGGUAAAGGCUUCUCAGUCUCCAGCAGCCUCGUAAAGCACCGACGUAUCCAUACCGGUGAACGGCCUUACAGCUGUCAGGUGUGUGGACGCAGGUUCACAGACAAUAGCAGUGCUGCAGCACAUCGCCGGCGUAGCCAAGGCUGCGCACCAAUCGCGCCUGGGUGA